CUGUGAGGGGGUGUACGUACGGCGUGAUGACGUCUUGUUGGUUCUGUCCGCCUCGUCAUCGCUGUGUGUCCGAAUCGCCUUGAUAGCAGCUGGGGACAUGCUGUGGUUUCAGGGCUCCAUCCCGGAGGCCAUAGCCGCGGCCAAGGAGAAGCGCUCCAUCUUCGUAGUCUUUGUGGCGGGGGAUGAUGAACAGUCGGUGCAGAUGGCGGAGAGCUGGGAAGAUGAAGGCGUGGCACAGGCCACAUCUGGAGGAUUUAUCGCUAUUAAAAUCGAUAGUAAGAGUGAGACCUGCCUUCAGUUCUCCCAGAUCUAUCCUGUGGUAUGUGUCCCCUCCAGCUUCUUCAUCGGGGACAAUGGAAUCCCACUGGAAGUCAUUGCUGGUGGUAUCUCUGCAGAAGAGCUCAUAGGAAAGAUCACCAAAGUGAAACAGAUGCACACAGGAGAUAAUGAUGGGUUACCAACUAAUCCUCACCUAUCCACUAACCCACCAGUGACCUGCUCUGCUGAAUCCUGCCCUGUACCACAAUGCCCUUCAGAGGACUUGCUGCCCCCAUCUGUGGAAACCCCCAGCGAUUCUUCAGCCACCACCCCAGUGCAAGAUGAGAAUCCACCCACAGAGCAAACAAAGGAACUUCAAGAAUUUGGGAAUAGCGAGAUGCCAGUCUCCCAGCCUGAAGAGGAAAUUACAGAAAAAGUGGAGAGGGUAAUGCAGAAGUUGGAACAGAAGCAGGAGGAGAAAAAGAAAGAGGAACAUGAGAAAGAAAUUAAACGAGAAAUUGAGAGAAGGAAGAUGGGCAAGGAUAUGGUGGAAUAUAAGCGGAAGCAUGAGGAUGACCAGGCACGGCGGGCACUGGAGGAGAGGAAUAAGGACAAAGCGGAGGAGAAAGCUGCCAGGGAUCGCAUCCGACAACAGAUCGCCCAAGAUCGUGCUGACCGUGCAGCUCGCUAUGCAGAGAAGAAGGAAGAACAAGAUGCAUUAAAAGCAGCAGAAUUGCAAGCAAGGCAGGCAGAGAUGGAAGCCAGAAGGGAUGCAGCACAGAAAGAAAAGAGGACCAUUGCCAGGAUACAGUUCCGACUUCCUGACGGUUCUUCGUUGACAAACACGUUCCCAUCAGAAGCCCCAUUGGAAGAGGCACGGCAGUUUGUUGCACAGACAGUUGGGAGCACCUACGGUAAUUUCUCCCUCGCCACCAUGUUUCCCCGGAGGGAAUUCACCAAAGAAGAUUAUGGGAAGUCUUUGCUUUCUUUAGAACUGGCCCCCAGCGCCUCCAUAGUCCUCUUACCAGCUGGUAGACAAGCUCGAGAUGUAGUACGGUCAUCAGAUGGUGGUGCCUGGGGGUUUCUGGGUACACUGGUAUACCCUCUUCUGGCAGUAUGGCGGUUUAUCAGCAAUUUCCUGUUCAGUAGCCCACCUCCCGCACAGCACUCAGACAGAGCAGCUUACCCCCAGCAGGAGGGCACAAAUCCUACGUCAUCCAACAGUUCAGAGCCAAAGACGGAAGCUGCUCGAAGGAGAGUACUUGACAAACGGACAGACAAGUUCAAAAAAGAAGGCACAAUUUACAGGUUAAGAACGCAGGACGAUGAAGACGAAAACAACACGUGGAAUGGAAAUUCCACCCAACAGAUGUAAUAAUGGAGUAAUAUAGUAGAUGUUUAUUUAGACUUUUCAUUUGAGCCACUUUCCAGCGAGCGGGGGUCCUCUAUUUUAAGCACCGUCAUAUGGCCAUUUAAUACAUAGCAAUAUGCAUGAACUAGGAUCCUUUAACUCUUUUAAUUAAGGUUUGGUUCUUAGACGCCGUUCACUAUAAUGUAUGCUUCUAUGAUAAAAAUUGAUUUUGUUUUUUUCUUUUUGGAUUUUUUGUUUUUGUCUUUUGGAUAACCGAUGAGUUCCGCAGGACUUUUCUCUGAGCCUUUAUAUUCAGCACACGCGGUCACCAUUGGGUUUUUUGCAAGAAUAUAAUGUGUUUAUUAGUCAUAAACUCUAUUCUACAUAACUUAUUUAUAUCGAUCGAUUUUCUUUAUCACUUCUGCAAGAGCUCAGUCAUUUCUCAUAGUUUUACAUCAUCCAUUUUCAAACGUUGCCAAUAAAAAGGAAAAAAAAUGUUUUUCAACAAA
Molecule: messenger RNA, 2118 nt
Organism: Rana temporaria (common frog)
Lineage: Eukaryota; Metazoa; Chordata; Amphibia; Anura; Ranidae
Gene: UBXN4
Product: UBX domain protein 4
Exons: 13
Coding region: 98-1633 (511 amino acids)
Molecular function (GO): protein binding
Source: RefSeq, a predicted model, not a curated record